AUGUCAGAUAAGUGGAAGAAAUCGCAGUUCCUCUUCAGACUUCUGGACGUCUCUACAUCUGUGUGGACUGAAGUCAUUGUGCAACGCCUGGCCAAGAACAAGGAGUAUCAGGGUCUGCAUCUGGUGUUCCUCCGCGGUGGUACUCAGUCGGGCAAGAUGUUUGAGAUUGGGCAAGGCGGUGCAGCCAAGGGCUGUGACACAUCCGGUAUAGACCUCCGACCCUUAGUCCGUGAUCUGUCCGGCAGGGAAUACGACAGUUGGAGCAUGCAGUUGGUAGUGGAGCUGCUCAAACAUGGCUCCAAGGUGGUAGGGCUUAGCCAGAAGGAAGGGGACACCCCCUUGCACUGUGCUGUGGAGAAUGCUCUGAGAACUGGAUGGGUGGGCCUGUUGGAGUACCUCUUCAUUCACCUUUACAAAACGAGCGAACGAAGGAACCUGCCGGACAGAUUUGGGGACUCGCUCUUCCAUCUGGUUGCCAAGAAAUCCGGCCCCGCUGCCCACGCCAAAUCGGUCGUGGACGUCCUGCGGAAGUACGGGGUCGACCCGACCAGAAAGGACCGGCGGGGAUGUAGGCCGGUGGAGCUGGUGCCGCUGACCAAUCAGCAGAUGGCUGAGAAACGAGGCUUGCUGAGCGACGUAGCCCUCGCUUGGGAACAACAUGUUAAAGUGCAGCAGAAGCAACAGCAGCAACAACAACAGUUCCAGCAACAGGCAAGGAAUAUACCGAGCCAACGCUUUCCUGGUCCCCACUUUGCAUCUGGUAACCAGACUCAGGCGCGAUACUUCCCCACAAGACCUCAGGCCAGGCCCCAGCCUCAACCCCAGCCUCAGCCCCGGGCCCAGUUCUUUGAUCCUAGCAGGAUAUUCAGCGCCUCGCCAAGGCCAAGUGACUCGACUCCGUUCUUUGAUCACUCCAAACUAUUCGGAGGCCCUCAGGUAAGCCUUUCAUUCUUUUCCAUAGCAAGGAAAAUGGUCCACAUGGGAACAAACAAACUCCCGCAGGAAUAUUAGUUUUGCACUUAUGCAAAGGAGCCAUCUUUUUUGUACCCCGCCAGCGAAGCCGAAGGGACACACUGUUUCCGUCUUGUCAGUCCUGUGGGCGUACACUACAUACACCUCUAGAACAGACAGACAAGAGGGAGAACAACAGAUUCUUUGUUGACAACAAUCGUUCAUCUUUUAUUUAAAACGGUCCUUGAUCGUGUGUUUAUGUGCCUAUUCUAUGGGAGAGUGUUAUAUUACAGAGACAAAGAAAAAGAUAAUGGCUUGUCCUCGAGAGUUAUGGAAAACACAACUACAUGUG
Messenger RNA from Patiria miniata (bat star), 1303 nucleotides. RefSeq lists its product as uncharacterized. The record is from RefSeq and is a predicted model, not a curated record. NCBI's taxonomy places the organism in Eukaryota, Metazoa, Echinodermata, Asteroidea, Valvatida, Asterinidae. The transcript is spliced from 7 exons. The coding region runs from base 1 to 1011 and encodes 336 amino acids.